AUGAGCGCUGGCAAGGUGGAAAAACUAUCCCCCAGAGCCUCUGCAAGGCGUAAGGAGAAAGUGGUGGAACUUAUUGAAGUAGAUGGGAAACGAGUUAGUAGAACUUCUACUGGUAAGAGGAAAUUUCAUAAUAAGUCGAAAAAUGGGUGUGAUAAUUGUAAAAGAAGGAGAGUAAAAUGUGAUGAGGGAAAGCCUGCCUGUCAGAAAUGCUUAAAUAUGAAACUGGAUUGUGUUUAUACUCCGGUACAACCCAAGAAGAAAAAGGACUCGACAGUUGUCAAGUACGUUACAAGAAAUUCGGAUGAAUAUGACGAGAAGAAACAUCUUGGAGAUGACAGAGAGAUGAGUAUGAGUAAAGAAGUCAGUACGGCAAGUAGUAGCCGUGGAAGUAGCCGCUCUGGUAGUCACGUCCCGUUGCCUACGUCGGAUGGUGCUUCUAAUCCAGAUAUGGCUAGUGCUUACGACAAUGUGAUGGGUAAAAAGACGCACUCCAAUCAUGCAAAACUGACUGGUUCAGAUAUACAUGAGAUGAAAAGGCAAAAUAGUCACCGUUUGAAUUCACCGGGGCGCCUUCUUUCCAGUGGAUCCAAAGGUACUAUGGACGGGUUGCUUCUCCCGCCUCUCGUGCCGGACACAGGUAACCCACAUCAAACGCAGCAACAGUUACAACAGCAAUUGCUUCUGUUGCCACAAUUGAUGACACUUUCGAAUUCUGAAAAAUUUGUGGCUUUUGACUUACCCAAUAGCCCAUCAUUACAACCAGCAGGUAUGAAUAUAACAAAUAGCAUUGGGAGUAUUUUCUCCCCAAGCCGAUUUCCUUUACCACAGGGUCAACAUAACUUCUCAGCCCAGCAAAAUGGUCAGACGGUAAACAUACAACAAAACUCUACACAACUGCAUAGUAGACACUCAUCAGAAGUUCCCCAACAGCAACAGGAUGGCCAACAUUCGAAUCAUCUGCCCAAUCCAUCAUCUCUGCAGGGGCCACUGUCAACCCAUCCCUUGUCAUUUCAGGCAGAGUCGAUUGCACAGCUUAAUAAGGCAAGCUUAAAUCUUAAGGCAAUGGGCACUUUCCCCACAGCUGGUAUAGGAGGUGUGACGUACGAUUUCCAAGAGUUGUUAGGUAUUAAAUAUAACGGAAAUACCCAGGCCGCCAAGGCAACUUCUGCGGAAGAAGCUCUUGCUAACAUGCAAGAACAGCAGGAGCAAGCAACCAAAGGCGACGAUGAAGAAUGUAACAAUGAUGGACCAUCUCAAAUGGUCGCAACACCAAGCUUACCGAAUAAUCCGACAAUAUCACCUGUGGCGGCUAUAACGCCCUUGUUGAAAUCUGAAAUGAACGGUGGUGGAAAUUCACCUUCAGCGGCGGCCGUCGCCAGCAGAGACGGUAUCGAUGACUCCAUAAACAAGAGCGAAAGAAUGGUAAAGACCCAAACCCAGGAGUCAGCGUCAUCUGCCGGUACUGCAAGGUCGGGACACAUCGCCAAGCUUAUAGAUCUGUCUCGUGAAGGUAACUUGAAUCUGAUAGACUUGAAACUGUUUCAUCAUUACUGCACCAAGGUAUGGCAAUCAAUCACAGCAUCGGGAAUCUCCAGCCUAGAAGUAUGGCGUACAGACAUACCGGACCUUGCGUUCGAAUACCCUUUCCUGAUGCAUUCUCUGUUGGCAUUUAGCGCAACACAUAUGUCACGAACAGAGCCUGGUCUAGAGCAGUACGUUUCCAGACAUAGGCUAGAUGCGUUGAGACUGCUGAGGGAGGCAGUUCUAAAUAUCUCUGAGGACAAUACUGACGCACUGGUAGCAAGCGCUUUAAUAUUGAUCAUGGAUUCUUUGGCAAAUGCAUCCACAGCGAACCCAGCCAAUCCCAAUUCGAUGUCUCCCUCUGCAUGGAUCUUCCACGUUAAAGGCGCUGCCACUAUCCUGACGGCUGUAUGGCCUUUGACAGAAAAAUCAAGGUUCUAUAACUUGAUAUCAGUCGAUUUAAGUGAUCUUGGUGAUGUGGUGAACCAGGAGAACGGUACUAUUACCGAGCUCGUAUGUUUCGACGAGAGCAUCGCUGACUUAUACCCAGUAGAAAUUGAUUCACCAUAUUUAAUCACGCUCGCGUACCUGGAUAAGUUGAACCGCGAGAAGAACCAGUCUGAUUUUAUCCUGAGGGUCUUCGCUUUCCCAGCACUCCUGGAUAAGACUUUCUUGGCGCUCCUCAUGACAGGAGAUCCCGGUGCCAUGAGAAUUAUGAGAAGCUACUAUAAGCUACUCCGAGGAUUUACAACUGAGAUGAAGGAUAAAGUAUGGUUUUUGGAAGGUGUUUCCCAAGUUCUACCACAGGAUGUGGACGAAUAUAGUGGUGGUGGUGGUAUGCACAUGAUGUUGGAUUUCCUCGGUGGUGGGCUGCCAUCGAUGACUACAACGAACUUGUCCGAGUUUAUGUGA
Molecule: messenger RNA, 2433 nt
Organism: Torulaspora delbrueckii
Lineage: Eukaryota; Fungi; Ascomycota; Saccharomycetes; Saccharomycetales; Saccharomycetaceae
Gene: UPC2
Product: Upc2p
Exons: 1
Coding region: 1-2433 (810 amino acids)
Biological process (GO): regulation of transcription by RNA polymerase II
Molecular function (GO): DNA-binding transcription activator activity, RNA polymerase II-specific; zinc ion binding
Source: RefSeq, a predicted model, not a curated record